Messenger RNA from Cotesia glomerata, 1429 nucleotides. RefSeq names its product phosphatidylglycerophosphatase and protein-tyrosine phosphatase 1-like. Gene Ontology annotation, biological process: protein dephosphorylation. The transcript has 3 exons. The record is from RefSeq and is a predicted model, not a curated record. Lineage: Eukaryota; Metazoa; Arthropoda; Insecta; Hymenoptera; Braconidae. Gene Ontology annotation, molecular function: phosphatidylglycerophosphatase activity; phosphatidylinositol-4,5-bisphosphate 5-phosphatase activity; protein tyrosine/serine/threonine phosphatase activity. The coding region runs from base 208 to 1170 and encodes 320 amino acids. Gene Ontology annotation, cellular component: mitochondrion.
AAAUUUAUUUAUUAAAAAAAUAUUUAAAAAUUGUCAAGUGACUGCUAACUUUAAUGUCAUGAUAAUCCCUGCAAUAUCAACAGUGUGCAAAAACAUGUGAUGUGAAAUUUGAGGUUAUUUGUCAACAAUAAUAAAAAUUUUCAUAAUUUUUAUAUAUCAAGAGUAAUCAUAACCCAGCAGCAGAAAAACCAAAAGGAAGGACCAAAAAUGGCGAGCUUAGGAGGUAAAGUAGUAUCAAACUUACGAGAUAAAUUUCGAAUAGUAACCAAGGACUCGGUGCAUUGGUUCCCGGGGCACAUGAGGAAGGGUCUGCGUCAGAUGCAGCAAAACUUAAAGAACGUCGACUGCAUAAUAGAAGUCCACGACGCGCGAGUACCAAUUUCCGGCCGUUGCCGAGACUUUAGAACCACAGUGAGCGGGCUCAAGCCGCAUAUUUUAGUCCUAAACAAGAAGGACCUGGCAGACCUGACCAGAGCGGAGGAGUACCGCAAAAAUUUAGCUUCGGAGGGGUUCGAGCACGUGAUCUUCACCAACUUCAAGGACCAGAAGUGCCAGGGGAUGCAGUCGAUCCUCCCUCUGGCUAUUAAAUUAAUUGAAAACUCUCCUCGCUAUAACAGAGCAGUAAGUCCGGAUUUCUCCGCGAUGAUUAUCGGAGUCCCUAAUGUGGGCAAGUCCUCGCUGAUAAACCGGCUGAGGAACAAAUAUUUGCAUAAAAAAAAUGCUACUGCAGUUGGCGCGGUCCCGGGAAUCACAAGGUCGGUGUUAACUAGGAUUAAAAUCUCCGAGAAGCCGCCGGUGUUUGUUCUAGACACUCCGGGGAUCCUCACGCCUUAUGUCAGGGAUGUUUUAUCGGGAUUAAAACUAGCUCUGGUCGGCUGUCUCCAGGACCACUUAGUAGGCCAGGAAAUAAUCGCGGACUUCCUCCUCUUCUGGUUGAACAAGCAGAAAAAAUUCGAGUAUGUUAAUCAGCUGAAGCUCUCCCAGCCUAAUGAUAAUAUCCUCGAAGUCUUAACGGAGAUUGCGAUGAACUUGAACAGGACCAAGAGGAUCAGGAACUUUGAUGGCCAGAGGAUCGUCAGGCCUGACUACAUCUUCGCGGCGGAGCAUUUUAUCAAGACGUUCCGCAAUGGGGAGCUAGGCCCUGUUUGUCUUGAUGAUGAUAUUAUUUAAAUUAAUAAUUAUUUUUAUGUUUGUAUUUUGAAUAUAUGUUAACUCAGCAAGUUGGUGCCUUUCCCUUUUGGUAACUCGACCCCCUCUACUGUUCCUAAUACGCUGACUUUCUUUUUAGUCCUACUUUGAGACUCCAGUUUGAGUUUACUGUUCUUAGUGGACAGUUAUAAUUUAUUUAAUUUAUUUUUUUAAAUUUAGUUCCAGCCAUGUUCGCAAGGGUCACUUUUUAUCCGACGUUAGUCUAUAAUGUGUUCAUGGA